Molecule: messenger RNA, 2315 nt
Organism: Actinia tenebrosa (Australian red waratah sea anemone)
Lineage: Eukaryota; Metazoa; Cnidaria; Anthozoa; Actiniaria; Actiniidae
Product: glypican-4
Biological process (GO): cell migration; regulation of signal transduction; regulation of protein localization to membrane
Cellular component (GO): extracellular region; synapse; cell surface
Source: RefSeq, a predicted model, not a curated record
UUGUUCAUUAGUACCAGUAUCUUCGCAACGAUCACUUUACUAAAACUGACCAAGACAAAACAAGCGGUCAAUUCGUUUAUCACAUUUUGCACUCGAAUAGCUGGCUAUAUCCAACGCAGUCCUUUUACAAGAUUUCAGAGAACAGCGAGCAAGUGAUCUUUUUUUACGAUCGCGAACGACGAAGCAACAAAGUCUAGUAACAACCACGCGUCGAGCAGCUCAACCAACAGAGUCAAACUAGACUCAUCUGAGGCCGUUACUUUUUGUCUACACAACCAAAAUGGCCACUUACAUCGCUUUGUUGGGCUGCUUUUUGGUCUGUUUUUUGGCAUAUGUGGAUGGAUUAACGCCGAGUUGUACUUCAGUUAGAACGAAAUAUAUAGCCAAGGGUUUAUUGCAGAGUGAUGUCCCCGCGAAAGCAGUAUCUGAUUCAAGCUUAAAAGUUUGUUCAGCGUCAAGUGAAAGUUGUUGCUCCAAGCGAAUGGAGGACAGUUUUGCGGGACUCGCCAAAUCUGAGUUUAAAGUCGCUCUCAUAGCAAAGACGGACAAUCUAAAGAGCAUAUUCGCCAUUAAUGGAAAAGUCUUCGACGUUUUUUUUCAAAAACUCAUCAAGAAUUCAGAGAGGGAUUUGAAUACUAUGUUUCUGAAAACCUAUGGCAACUUUUACAAAGACCACGCCAAGGUGUUCGUUGACCUGUUUCUCAGUCUCACUCAGUACUACCAAGGCAAGAACCUUGAUCUUACUCAAGUCAUGAAUAACUUCUUUGCAAAUCUGAUGAAACAAAUGUUCCAACUGAUGAACUCAAAAUACAAGUUUGAGAAUAGCUACUUGGAUUGUGUGACUCAGCACAUGGAUGAUCUUAAACCAUUUGGCGAUGAAAAACAGAAGUUGACGGUACAGGUCAAACGAGCCUUUGUGGCUGCACGAGCAUUCGUUCAAGGACUAAAUGUUGGUUCCAGUGUACUGAAACAGCUCCAGGAAAUCUCAGCCACAAAUGAGUGUGAAAAAGAAAUCACUAAGUUGUCUUUUUGUUCUUGGUGCCAAGGACAAACAGAUUUGAAACCCUGCCCAACAUUCUGUACUGACACCUACAAAACCUGUUUCUCUAACUUGAACGGAGUAAAUGCUGCAUGGAAUAGCUAUGUCACUGCAUUGCUGGACCUGUCAGGCAAGUUUGAAGGACCUUUUAGCAUUGAGAGUGUCAUCAAUCCACUUGGAGUGAAAAUUUCAUUUGCCAUCAUGAACUUUCAAGAAAAACAUCUUGAAGUUGCAAAAAAGAUUUUCACUGGAUGUGGGACACCAACAACCCUAGCCAAAACAAAGCGGUCUUCUGACGAUAGUGACUUCUUCAUUGACGAACCAGGAAAAAUACGACGUGAAGUGAAACAACAUGACCCCAGCUCUGCAACACCUACACUAUCAACAAUGAACCUUGGAAAAAUAACUAAAAAGUUUAAAGAACAAAUAAAGCCAGCAAAAGAGUUUUGGCAAAAUCUUCCAUCAAAUAUCUGUACAGCUCCAAAAUCAUCGUCUGAUUCUGCAAACUGUUGGAAUGGCACUGCUGUUGGAAAAUACACAAGUCCAGGCGACUCAGAAAAUAACAUCGACUCAUCUUUAAGUUCUUCAAGGGAUAAGGUAGAGCAACAGGUUGCUGUCCUAAAAGCCAUGACUCACAGAUUGACCGCAGCUUUGUCAGGAGAGGAUGUGAACGUCGUAGGUGGAGAUACUGAUGGUAGUGGCGAUGGCAGUGGUAGUGCAAGCGGUGAGAGUGGUGAUGGUAAUGACAUCACUUCACCACCAACGGUUUUCCCAACGACGGAAGACAACUCGAUCGAUGACAAUAUGUUAGGCGGUGGAGCCAGCAAUGAUGGAGGAAACACUCUAGGAAAGAGAAAUAUGGACAGCAAUGCACAGACCUUGAACGCCAUGAAUGCUUUGUUGUUCAUAAUGCUUGCGUUUGUGUACGUCAACUUAAGGUGGUCAUAAACAGCUAAGGAGGCAAUUGGUUUGAUUUUGUAAGACAGAUGAGGGUCAUUAGACCAUUCUUACUUGCGAAGUUGACUUUUCUAAAGAUAUGUAAUUGAAGAGAAUUGUAAAUAUAUGAACAAAGCUGACCAUCAGACUUUCUCCGUCAAGACCGUAAGACAAACCUCGCUAAAGUUUUUGUAUCGAACUGUAUGCAAUUGUACGACGGUUAUAAUCUAGACAAACGCUUUGAACUGAAGCGUUUUUAACUAUAAACGUCAGUGUCGCAGAUCUAUAAAACUGACUCCAAUAAGAAGGUCAAGAAAGACUGACGAAACGAAGUUCGCAA